Molecule: messenger RNA, 2302 nt
Organism: Neoarius graeffei (lesser salmon catfish)
Lineage: Eukaryota; Metazoa; Chordata; Actinopteri; Siluriformes; Ariidae
Exons: 3
Coding region: 59-2302 (747 amino acids)
Biological process (GO): DNA integration
Molecular function (GO): nucleic acid binding
Source: RefSeq, a predicted model, not a curated record
UCCAAAACACCUUGUACAGCUCGCACGCUUGAACACCUCAUCAGUUGACACAGAUUAUAUGAAAGAGGAAGAUUUGCAUUGUACAGCACAUGUUCACCAAGGGCAAGAUGUAGAGUUUGAAAAGACUUGGUUUGCAGACCCCCACACGUGUGAAAGAUUGACCCUCAAAACUACAUAUUGGUCUAAACAUUAUUGUGCUGUGCAGGUCCAUUUUACUCGUUGUCCAAACAGCUGCAUCAAUGCUAAUCGCAGUGUUCUCAAACAUGUUAUGCACGGCCUCAGAACAGAGGACUCUGAGGUUGACUGCUGCCAACAUGAUUUCUUUGACAUCAUUGAUUCUAUACCCCAUGUCUCAUUAGCAAAACCGCGAGCCGCCCAUUGGAAAGACGUGGGGAAGUGGGUCAAGAAGUGUGCAGCCAAUGACAAUGAAUGGUCCCGAACAGAGGACCCUAGUGUGUUGUUUUGUCAAAGGCUUGGGGUCUACAAGCAAAGUCAGGCUGUGUGUGUGCAUGUUAAGCGCAGCGUAAUACUAGCCACUGAUGACCAGGGUCCUGGAGACCCCAGCCGUAGUGGCCUGUUUGUCUCUGUUUCCACAGGCAUAACUCCAGCAGAGGUGCACCCCAAAUUGGCGGGAGUUCCAAAUUCCGUUUGGGCAAAGGGUAAACAUGAUGUGGGCCUAAUAAAGAAUGCUGAACCAGUGGUGAUCACCCCCAAAUCGGAUUUCAGGCCUAGGCAGACCCAGUAUCCACUCAAACCAGAAGCAAUUGCAGUUAAGAAGGCAAGAAAAUCGUCUCAGCCCGAUGAGUGGAGGUUUGUCCAAGAUCUGCAAGCAGUCAAUGCUGCGGUUGUUCCGCGCACACCUGACGUCCCUAACCCAUACACCAUUUUGGGCCAGGUGCCCGCUGACAGUAAGUGGUUUUCAGUGGUGGAUCUAGCAAAUGCGUUCUUUUCUAUUCCUAUACAUAAAGACAGCCAGUAUUGGUUUGCCUUUAUGUAUGAUGGUCGUCCAUACACUUUCACUCGUUUGUGCCAGGGUUACUGUGAGUCCCCAACCAUAUACAACCAGUGCCUUAGAGACAGCCUCGCUUCGUUAACUUUGUCACCGAGAUCAGCUUUGCUGCAGUAUGUUGACGAUUUAAUGAUUUGUGCCCCAACUAAAGCUCAAUGUGAGGAUGACACCAUAACGCUACUGCGACACCUCGCUAAGGAAGGUCAUAAGGCUAGCCUCACAAAAUUACAGUUUGCAAAACAGAAGGUGCAUUUCUUGGGGCAUGAUAUCACAGGGGAGGGAAAAACGCUGUCUGCGGACAGAGUCUCAGCUAUUCAGAAAAUUCCCAAGCCGAUCACUGUGAAACAAGUUUUGUCAUUUUUGGGUAUGUGUUCCUAUUGCAGAGCAUUCAUUCCGAAUUAUUCCAUCCUGGAAAGUCCAGUGAGAGAGCUCGUGCACGGUUCGUCCCUCACUGCUUCAUCACCUGUCGUAUGGACACCAGAAGCUGAAGAAGCAUUCCUGGCCCUAAAAGGCGCCCUACAGACCACACCCACACUGGGACUGCCUGAUCCCAAUAAACCAUUUAGAUUCAUGUGCAGGAGGGGUCAGGUCAAAGAGAUGUUCUCUGACAACGGCACAAACUUUGUGGGGGCAGAACGUGAAUUGAGAAACUCACUAGCACUUCUGAAUCACAGCAAGAUCCAGCAAGCCCUAUCAACUGAGGGAAUAAAAUGGACUUUUAAUCCUCCCUUCGGCUCACACUAUGGAGGCUCAUGGGAGAGACUCAUCCAAAACAUCAAAAAGGUCCUCUACUCCAUUGUUAGGCAGCAAGUCUUGAAUGAAGAAAGCCUGCAGACGGUUCUCUGUGAAGUAGAGACUAUCUUGAAUGAUAGACUCAUCACUGUAGUUUCUGAUGAUGUGCGUGAUCCAGAACCCCUCACACCAAACCAUCUACUUCUGUUGAAAGGACAACCCCUGCUGUCACCAGGAGUGUUUAAGAAGGAUGACUGCUAUGCCAGACGGAGAUGGAGACAGGUGCAGUAUAUCGCUGACCUGUUUUGGAAGUGCUGGGUCAGAGAAUAUCUUCCUCUGAUGCAGGAAAGGCAAAAGUGGAAUGUGGUGAGAAAGAACCUUAAACCAGACGACAUCGUCUUGAUCAUGGAUGAAACAUCACCACGUAACUUAUGGUUAAUGGGAAGAAUAAUAGAGACCAUUCCAGACAGCAGAGGACAUAUUCGACGGGUCAAGAUUCGGACCAGAAGCAACAUUCUGGAGCGACCCCUCACUAAGCUGUGCCUUCUUCUGGAGGCUUGA